Messenger RNA from Fulvia fulva, 1860 nucleotides. RefSeq lists its product as uncharacterized. Lineage: Eukaryota; Fungi; Ascomycota; Dothideomycetes; Mycosphaerellales; Mycosphaerellaceae. The transcript is spliced from 3 exons. The coding region runs from base 1 to 1860 and encodes 619 amino acids. The record is from RefSeq and is a predicted model, not a curated record.
AUGUACCAGUCUCCUUGGCUUCACCGGUUUUCAACGCUCUCGCUUUUGCUCUUCUCGUCCCUUCAAGCUAGUGCUGAUAUCCAUUUCCACGACCACGACGAGGGUCUCUUCAGUUUCGUAACACACCCAGAAAUUAAAGCUCCUAGAUGGAAGGUCAACGUUACGGAACCAGAACUUGUGAGCCCGGGAUACUGGUUCGUUGCGCCCUUCGAAUUUAUCGACCAGAAAGAGCCUGGGAACGGCUGGGUGGGCCCCGUGAUAUACGAUGGACAGGGUGAGCUUAUCUGGAGCGGAGUUGAAUUGAGCAACAAUUGGGAUGCGAUCGACUUCAAGAUAAGUCGGAUACGAGGGGAGGAUCUAAUAACAUUCUUGGUGCAACGAGAGGGAGACGGCUACAUUCUUGAUCACACAUACCAAGUUCGUGAGAAGGUCCACAUUGGGACAUUAGGAGUUGAUUUCAACUCGCAUGAGUUCAACUUUAUCGACGAUGGCAAGCGGGCUAUCGUGAUGGAUGAGGGACGGAGAGAUGCAACGCCGGAGCAGGCUCUGGCUGUUGGAUAUAAUGAUAGCUGCAUCGGCCUUUUCAACGGCUUCAAGGAGCUGGACACGACGACCUGGACUCUAGUAUUUGAGUGGAGCUCUUUCGAGCAUGUCAGUCUGAAUGAAAGCAGCUUCCUUGAGGGUGGUGUGGACAAGAUGUGUGGUGACUUUUGGGGAUGGGACUUUGUGCAUCUGAACUCCGUGGACAAGGACCAUAACGGGGACUACUAUGUCUCUGGGAGGCACACCGACAGCAUCUACAAAGUGUCCAAAGACGAUGGGCAUGUGAUGUGGAGGCUCCACGGUCGACAAGAGCCCGAAGGUGAAUGGAGCAUGGGUGAUCUGUCGUUCUCAAGACAGCACAAUGUCAGGUUUCGCGGGUUCAACGGCACGCACGAGAUCAUCACGAUCCUGGACAACGCCAAGAGCGAAAGCAAGCAGGCAGCGACCCACGAGAACUCUCGUGGCCUAACCAUCGCUCUGCAGGUCGACGACAGGGUGGCCACGAUAGUACAAUCGAUAGAGCACCCUUAUGGUCCCGGCUCGUAUGCUCCUCGUCGUGGCAACUACCAGCUCAUGGCCAAUGAUCAUAUAUUCAUGGGCUGGUCUGAGCAGGCGACUCAUAGCGAACACUCGGCGGACGGGAAGUUGCUCAUGGAGGCCACGAUGGCGACAGAAUGGCUGGGCAGUUAUCGAAGCUACAAGUUCGAUUUCGUUGGGCUGCCUACUCGACCCCCAAGGGCAGUCUCGGCAGCGUAUCCCAGCACAGCAAGGAAUUCUACGACAACCAUGGUCCACCUCAGCUGGAACGGUGCCACAGAGGUGGCUAGGUGGAAUCUUUACAAGACCACAGAAACUGGUAAUCCGAUGAUCCAGAUCGGCAGCAAGAGCAGGACUGGGUUUGAGACCAUAAUCGCCUGGGAUGGCUAUGCAAGUUAUGUCAUGGCCGAAGCCAUCGACAAGACCGGCAAAGCAGUUGGCAGGACAGAGAUCAUGAAGACUCUGGGGCCGGGAAAUAAUCAUGCUAUGAGCGCGGCAGUCGCCGAAGAGAUGUACUGGCUCCAGGAGCUACACGGAGAAAACGAGUCGUGGAAGAACAACAAUGUCUACGCGCCGAGAAGCAGCGCAUAUUCCCUUUUUGUCUGGCUGGUCGGAGUAGUUUGCGGCGCAGUGUCGCUCUUCGUGGCAUGGCGAUUAAAGCUACGAGGAUAUCUUCGAGGAGUUCGGACGCCGGAUUAUCAUUCAUUGUCAUUGGAGCACGAUGACGGCGAGAUGGGGCAGGGAUACCACAAGGAGGGCACUCGAGACAUCAUAAUAUGA